Molecule: messenger RNA, 4979 nt
Organism: Macrosteles quadrilineatus (aster leafhopper)
Lineage: Eukaryota; Metazoa; Arthropoda; Insecta; Hemiptera; Cicadellidae
Product: calcium-activated chloride channel regulator 1-like
Exons: 12
Coding region: 124-3621 (1165 amino acids)
Source: RefSeq, a predicted model, not a curated record
AGUCGAGCCGCGCUGUUGUGUGUCUGCUAGUCUUGGACAGUCGCGAGUUUGUUUGUCCGUUGCUUAGCGACAAGUAUGUGCGGUUCGAUAUAGACCAGUACGAGUAGUGGUGUUGUUGUGACCAUGGCUUUAUCUGUGUUUUGUGUGUUUCUCGUGCUUAUGUACAGUGUCUCCGCCAGUCCUAUAUCCAUGGUAGGCACCGGCUAUGAAGGGAUCACUGUCACCAUAGACCCCACGGUACCGGCGGUCAACUGCGGGAUAAUAUUGGCUAACUUUGAGGUGGCGGCCGCGGCGACGUCCCAGGCUCUACACCACGCUCUGGACGGCAGAGCUCACUGGUCCUCUCUCACAGUGAUGCUGCCCUCCCACUGGCCAGACUCCUGUGUCCCCGCACACAUCCCCGUGCCGUCCCAGGGCGAGGCCCCGGACAUCCGCAUCGGCGCCACUCACCCCGUGUAUGGCGACACCGCAUGGACCCAGCAGUCCCGGGGUUGUGGCCAGCAGGGAGACUUCAUCUACCUCAGUCAUCGUCUGCUGCUGGAACCCAAGGAUCUCGGACGCAUGCUGCUGAGAGAGUGGGCCAAGUAUCGCUACGGAGUGUUUGAUGAGGUCGGAUACAUGGGAGAUCCAGUAUAUCCUGCUUGCUACCAUGGAGACCUACAUCAGGAGAUACAGAUCAACGGGUGCUCUGACAAACCUCUGCAACAUGCUGGAGAGUGUCACUCGGGGAUGGCUUUGAACGUUUCACACACAAUCCACCCAGAGGCCAGGACGUCGCUUAUGUUUACCUCGGAGCCUGAACACGUAAACCGCUUCUGUGACUCCAUCACUCACGACCGCUUUGCCCCGACCAAACACAACUCCCUAUGCGGCCAUCGCAGCAUCUCGGAAAUCAUCCAGAGCCAUCGGGAUUUCCAAGACAGUAUUGUCAGCGACAUCUCAGUGAACACGACUCCGAACAUAAUGUACAAACGAGCCACUCUGACAAGAUAUGUUGUUGUCAUCGAGGAUACCAAGGAUAUGUUGAUCAGAGAAUCAUGGAGUUUCCUCCGUCUUGCACUGAGGAAGUGGGUUGUCCAUGAUCUACACGCCAACACUGAGGUGGGGCUGGUGUCAGCCAAUGAGAGUACAUUCCACCGCCUACGGGGACUCAACCCUCUACAGACGACGGGGGCCAGGGACCUGGUGGCCUCUAACAUCCCCUACACCCCCGGAGACACACGGGCCCCUGCCUGCCUCAGCUGUGGUAUCAAGGAGGCUGUGCAGAUGCUACAAGAUAGAGAAAGACUGGGAGGUCCAGCAGCCUCAGUGAUUGUCGUCAUCGCUCCUGGGACAUCAGAACACACCCCUGAACUGGAGAUGGCCGUCGACGACGCCAACGCUGCCAACAUACGCAUCGCUACAAUCACAUACCCUGCACAGCUGCGGUCCCGACCCUUGGACUGGCUAGCUAAUGCCACUGACGGAGUAGCUUACACAGUCAAUGAGAGCAGAUACAACAUGGCUACUUCAUUCCUCUCCACAUACUUCAGACUGACCACCGUCAUGUGGAACCUCAUGGAGACGUACUACCAGGGAGACUCAGCUGACUUGCCCAUCGAGAUCCACCGCAGAGAGCUGUUGGAUGAUGGCCGCAACAGUGUCACUGGCAGCUUCGUGUUGGAGGAGUGGCUAGGAGAGCCUGCCAAGUUCUUCAUCUACACUCACAACACUGAGAACCCUCUGAUCAGAGGAAUCACAUUGACCAGUCCAUCACACAGAGUGUACAACACUCGGUCUGAUUCUCUACUGUCUCUCAAACUGCUCUCUCUGCCUGCCAACAUCAAUGAGACGGGCACGUGGACAUACACCAUAGAGAGGUUCCCAGGCUCGCCUCAGCCUCACUAUGUCCAAGUGAUGGCCACCCCGUGGAGCAGGACAGCAGCUGUAGUCAGGGCCAGGAUGUGGACCAGUCAGACCAACAACCCCUUCGUAUUGUACACCGAGGUAAAGCGAGGGGACUGGCCAGUGCUGGGUGCCCGAGUAGAGGUGACUGUCACUCGGCCAGAGACAAACGGUUCUGGCAUUCACCGAGAGAAGUUUGAAUUGCUUGACACUGGCAGUGGAGAUCCAGACUUGAUGAAGGGAGAUGGCAUCUAUUCCCGCUACUUCAGUCCCAGUGUUGGUGGUCCGGGGGUCUACACUUUCGAAGUUACUGUCACUGACAAUGGCAACACUGCAUACUCCUGGCAACACGAGAUGAGGCAUCACGGCCAUCACCUUGAACUUUCACCAAACUGCUGUGGAAGCUUCAUGCCAUCACCGUCAGUUGAGCCCCUCUCUCCAUUCCAGAGACUUCUGCCUCCGUUCACUGUGGAGUUUAGCAAGGAUGUGGUUAUGAACCCAGCUGUUGUUGGAAGAGUUGGAGACCUCAGAGCGGAGAUUCUUCCUUCAGAACUAAAGGCACGACUUAUCUGGACAGCUCCUGACAUGGGAGGCACAUCAGUCACUCGAUAUGAAGUCAAAUACGCACUGACCAUUGGUGAAAUCCUCGACAGUUUUGACAGUGCAACAUCGUGGACUCAUGCCACACCUUUCCCUCUCGCACCAGGAUCCGAAACAUCCUUCACAAUUGAUCUGACUCGGAAUCCUUCAUUACUCGACCAAACUCUGUUUGUUGCCGUGAGAGGUUUCAAAGAUCAAUCCCCAGAUGCCAUUCCUGGGCCUGUUUCCAACUGGGUGAGAGUUUUAGUCCCCUCUCCCCCUCCACCCCCUCCUCCAGCCCCUACGUUUCCUUCGUCUCCCACAGAAGAUUUCUGGCCUCAACCUGAUGAAAGUGUUAUUCCGAAAAUAGCCGACCGUCUUGAAUUCAACCUCGAGUUAAUCUUACCUGUGUUCAUUGGAGUUAUUCUUCUCGCCCUAUUCCUCACAAUUUAUUGUUACUUCUGCAUUAUUAGGCGUAAAAAACCAGAAAAAUCAGCUCAAGCCAACUCACAACAUCCAGAAAAACCCCUUAACGUAUCUAUUGUUCCAACAACACCGACGAGCAAUGCAAACAUUUCUAUUUCUUCUCCAAUAAUGGGUUCUCCUACAAGAUCAGAACCCGACACACGAACUAUGUCUCCUCAGUUCGAACCUUGCUUGAUCGAUCAAGAUGAAGCCAAAAAGAGAUACAGCGUGGCACAAUACAACGACAGUCAUAUGAUGAGUAGAGAAGGAAUCAUUCCCAACUCUAACGGACACUUAAGUGUCAUUAGCGCUAACCACGCAAACCACCACCAGAACGGAAAUGGAACUCUGGUACGAGGCCGUACUCUUAGUCCUUACCAAUCCUGGACUGCUUCACAACUGCUGCACGAACACGAAAGACGACACAGUCCGUACGGACAAGUCGGAGAAGAAUACUUACAGCAAGACCAGCAAUACGCUCCUCCAGUCCCUCCCUUGCCCUCGUACAACCAACAAGAGAUCUACGGCAACAACCCCCACCAUCAGCAACAGCAGCAGGUGCCACCCCCCGGCCAGUUCAUCAACGGCUACCACAGAAACGGCAACCUGAUGUUGUUCAACCCCAGUCUACAAGGGUCCCUGAGCUCUGUCAGCAGUGGUGACCGCAAGAAACGCAAUGUCACCAUGGUCUAGAGCCAAGCUCAAACUGUCUUAGAUGCCAAUAGUUAAUAUUUUUUCUGGAAACCAAAUAUUGGUUGUGCUUUGUAAAUGUUUUUACCUGUGUAAUAUACUUGUAAAUAUUUUUCAAUGUUUGCUUUCCAGUGAAAAUAUUUCUAAAAGAAUGAUGCUUUAAUUAAUUUUGUCCAUUUUAUUUUUACAUGAAUGCCUUUUUAGGGCUUUAAAGUUAUUUUGUAAACUACUCAAUAUUACAUUAGUGGUUGGAAAAUAAAUAUACAUAGAAAUGAAUUUCUAUCAGUAUAAAUACUUUGUUAGUAAGAAAAUGCAAAAGUGUUACUGUAUUUGAUUUAUUUAAGCAAUGUAUUAGAAUAAAUUUAUCUAAGCCAUACUUUUGGCUUGGCAUCUAAGACUUUAUUUACCCAUAAAGACUGAUUACAAGAAUUGAUAGUAUUUAACUGCUCAUCAUUCCUCACAUGGGCAUUUAAUUCAAUUAAUUUUGAUACUGAUAGGUGCAGAUGGUCGAAGCUGUUCUAGUCAUUGAUGCAUGCAUUGUGGACACUAAAAGAAAAAAAAUCUGUGAUAAAAAAGAGCAAAACUUCCGUGCACUUCACUGAAGUUAACAACCCUGCCUGACCUAGUAGAUAAUAUUCCCGAUAUGAAAAUUUUUGUCCCCUAAUUAUUUUUCCCUAAAUGAAACCUCUAAAAGAGCUCAGAAAUUAAUUCACGGUAGUGGUUGGGUUAUUUGCCUUAAAACAUAAAUAUAUUUUCCACAAAUUAUUUUUUAUGAAAGAGAAAUACAAAUAUGACUUUUAGUUUUAUGAAAUUAUAAUAUGUAUUGAAGUGAAUUGAAAUGAAUACACUUGGUUGUACUAAAUAUUCUUUUUAUUUAAAUUAUUUUGUUCUAAAUACAGUUGUGCUAUAUGUUAAUCAAGGAGCAAAAGGGAAGCCAAAAUGCAUGAUCGGUUUUUGGAAGAAAUACCUAACUGAUAUUCUGUACAUCAGUGUAAAUAUUUUUUUAACAUAAGAAAUAAAAUUGAUCUCUUGUUGAAUCUACCUUGUAAGUUAGUCCAGGAGAGCCCUGAAGAGCCAUUUACUUGUUAUACGAUGUAUUGACCAUUACCGUUAUUAUAAAGUAUUUUAAGUGUAAAUUCAGGUGUCCUCUCGGUGUAUUGUAGCAUCUCCACCAUUGUACUUGUACAUUAUAGCAAUAUGGCGUUAAGUUAGACAAUCGAUUGUGUCUUUUAUUUUGCCAUGUUUCGUCAAAUGGUUUUACAUUUGGUAUUUUUUUUUUGCAUGUAGAUAAUGUAUAUAUACUUAUGUACUUGAACGUAUCAUGUGAAUAAUGUGUGUAAAUAUAUUUUAAUUAUCUUGAA